This is a messenger RNA of Cottoperca gobio, 1729 nucleotides long. RefSeq names its product four and a half LIM domains 5 (gene fhl5). Bases 146 to 991 code for a protein of 281 amino acids. Gene Ontology annotation, cellular component: Z disc; nucleus. The record is from RefSeq and is a predicted model, not a curated record. NCBI's taxonomy places the organism in Eukaryota, Metazoa, Chordata, Actinopteri, Perciformes, Bovichtidae. The transcript is spliced from 6 exons. Gene Ontology annotation, molecular function: transcription coregulator activity.
CCCCCCUCCAGUGGAUACCCCUAAUCCUGCCUCACCCCUUUUCAUCCCUGCCACAUCCCCGUGCUUAGACCACUCACUCUCUUUAGCCCUCGGCUCCAGCCUCCACCUCGCCCCGUAUCAACCGAGCUAAGAAAACCAAACAACAAUGUCCACCAGCGAGCGUUUCGACUGCCAUUACUGCAAAGACUCCCUGCUGGGGAAGAAGUACAUAAUGAAAGAGGACACGCAGUACUGCACUAAGUGCUAUGAGAACUUGUUCGCUAACUGCUGUGAGGGCUGCUCUUUGGCAAUUGGCUGUGACUGCAAGGAUAUGUCCUACAAGGAUCGCCACUGGCACGAGCAGUGUUUCAAGUGUGCAAAGUGCAGCCGCUCUCUGGUGGAAAAGGCCUUUGCCGCCAAAGAUGAUUUGUUGCUCUGCACUGAAUGCUAUGCCAACGAUUAUUCCUCCAAGUGCACCACCUGCAAGAAAACCGUCAUGCCAGGAUCCCGUAAAAUGGAAUACAAGGGGAACAGCUGGCAUGAGACCUGCUUCCUGUGCCACCGCUGCCAGCAGCCAAUAGGAACCAAGUCCUUCAUCCCAAAAGACAACGGCUACUUCUGUGUGGCCUGCUUCGAGAAGCAGUUUGCCUACCAGUGCUGCGCUUGUAAGAAGUCCAUCACAACAGGUGGAGUGACCUACCAAGACAAACCCUGGCACCGUGAGUGUUUCCUAUGCAUCAGCUGCAAAAAGCAGCUGCCGGGUCAACGCUUCACCUCCAGGGAGAACUACCCCUACUGCCUCGAGUGCUUCAGCAACCUCUAUGCAAAGAAGUGUGUGGGCUGCACCAAGCCCAUCACCAGUCUGGCAGGAGCCAAGUACAUCUCUUUUGAGGAGCGCCAGUGGCACAGCGAGUGUUUCACCUGCCUUCAGUGCUCCGUGUCGCUGGUGGGACGCGGUUUCCUCACCCAGCGCGACAACAUCUUGUGCACUGACUGCGGCAGGGAGAAGUGACCUUUCCAUGAAGGGGUCACAGCUUCAUCCCACUCACGACGACUGUUCUGACACAGAUAUUGUGUAUCCAUGAAUAUUCUUCCUUCGCAUGCCCGGGUACAUAAACAAACUCUAAAUGUCAAUCGUGUUAUAAAUGACCAUUAGUUCUCUCACAUUGCCCACACACACAAUAACUGUGAUCUUUGUCUGUUGAAAUUAAAAGUUCAUGUUUUUUUCCUCACAUACCUUUUUAUUUUUGACAAGGAUACAUUUAGGUUGCAUAGAUAUUAGAGAUGACGGAGACGGGUCAAUUAAUAAGUUGAUUGAGAGAAAAUGGAUUUAUUCUGAUUAUGGAUUAAUGGUUUCAGUCAUUUAUCAAGCAAGAAUCUCAAAUAUUAAGUGAUUAUGACAUGUCUUAUAUGACAGCAAACUUAAUAUCUUCUGAUUGUGGACUUUUGGUCGUAAAAAACAUUUUGAAGACGUUUCUUUGGACUUUUUAAUUGUUAUUUCUUUUUUUCCCGCUAUUUCUGAUUUAAUAUCAACAAAAUAAUUUGAUUCAUGAUGAAAUAAUCGUUAGUUGCAGCCCUACUAACUACAGGUCUUGACUUUUAUUACACAUAUAUUUCUACCGUUUGCUCACUGGUUAUGAUUGCCUAGAUAAAUAUAUUCACAAUGCGGAAACAAAAAAAUAUGCAUGAUUUAUGCUUCUCUCAUUUAAAAUACUUAAAGGUUGUUCCAAUAAAGACCUUUCUAUGUUCA